Peromyscus leucopus (white-footed mouse) is the source of this 1367-nucleotide messenger RNA. It is a transcript of the gene Nudcd2, whose product is annotated as NudC domain containing 2. NCBI's taxonomy places the organism in Eukaryota, Metazoa, Chordata, Mammalia, Rodentia, Cricetidae. Gene Ontology annotation, biological process: protein folding. The record is from RefSeq and is a predicted model, not a curated record. Gene Ontology annotation, cellular component: cytoplasm.
GUUCGCGCAAGCGCACUUCGCCGGUGCCGGUAGGCGCGUCCGCAUUCUGGCGUCAGACAGGUUAAUAGUUCGCGAGCGCCGGUCUCCUUUGUUCCGUUGUCAUCGUUCUUGGGAUGCCAACCUCUCUGGGCUUCGGUUCGUCCACACCAGGUCUCGCGAGUGUCCUAAAUGGGCCCUGAAAGGGAAAAAUUUGCACACUCGGACACGCCGGCUUGGGCUCUUGCGCAUGUGCAGUGACCCCAAGGCGCGGAGGGCAGCCUCCUGAGUCGCAUCCCGUGUGUGCAGUGCUCUCUCGGAGCGUUGUCCCUGUGCCUGCCUGGCGUCCGGAGGAUGUCUGCCCCGUUUGAGGAGCGUAGUGGGGUGGUUCCGUGCGUCACGCCGUGGGGCCAGUGGUACCAGACCCUGGAGGAGGUGUUCAUUGAAGUCCAGGUGCCCCCGGGCACUCGCGCGCAGGACAUCCAGUGCCGCCUGCAGAGCCGGCAUGUGGCUCUGGCCGUGGGUGGCCGUGAGAUCCUCAAGGGAAAACUGUUUGAUUCUACAAUCGCUGAUGAAGGAACAUGGACUUUGGAGGAUAGAAAAAUGGUCCGCAUUGUCCUGACAAAGACCAAGAGAGACGCUGCAAACUGUUGGACUCUUCUAGAAUCUGAAUAUGCAGCUGAUCCUUGGGUGCAAGACCAAAUGCAGAGAAAACUUACAUUAGAGCGGUUCCAGAAAGAAAAUCCUGGUUUUGACUUCAGUGGAGCAGAAAUCUCAGGGAACUACACAAAGGGUGGACCAGAUUUCUCAAACCUUGAGAAAUGACUGCUAUUCUUUAGUUUUGUUCCAUCUUGUGGAUCCCAGCAGGUGCUGACAACUUAAUGCAGCAGGUGAUAUGAAGAAUGAAAAAUACGGAUGUCUACAGUUAACAUAUUGCACAAUGUAUUUCAGUAUGGUUCUAAAAGAUUCCAUUGAGAGAUGAUUUACAUAGGAGGUGUCCUGUGGCUAGAUGGUAACUUUUCUGGUUCUGCGUUAAGUUUUAUAUGAUACAUUUUACUAAUUUCAUAUUUAAUUGUAUUUUUACUACAAAAGCAUUGGAUUCUAAAUCAUAUGAAAUGAAAAAGUGCCUUCAGGGAUUUUUUUUUUUUUUUCAUUUUUUUGGUGUGAUGCAGGAAUGAUGUUCAGUAAACUUCUGAGUAAGAAUUAUGCGCCCCUUUGUCUAAAUAUGCUAGUCCAUACAGGGAAGUACAGUGCUGGAGAAAGUUUAAGGAAGGACAAAAGUAUACAGAAGAGCUGUGGCUAAUGUGUAGAAAGCUUACAAGUAUUAACGGUUUAAAAAAUCUUGUACUAUUUUUUAAUAAAUCGACAUGAUGUUGUCACCUCAAUCUUUA